AUGCUUUCCUUCAUUCAUUCUUUCUUUUCUAUCUUUCUUAAUUAUUUUCUUUGCUUUCUUUCUUUCCUUCCGCCUUUCAAUAUUUCCUUUCUUUCUUCAUUCUUUUAUACCUUCCAUCAUUCUUUCUUUCUUUUUCUUUCUUUCUUUCUUUCUUUAUUUCUUUCCUUCAUUUUCUCUUUCCUUAUUCAUUUUUCAUGCCUUCCUUCAUUCAUUUAUUCUUUCUUUCUUUCUUUCUUUUUUCUUUCUUUCUUAAUUACAUUUUUGCUUUCUUCUUCUGUUCUUUCAUUCUUUCCUUUCUCAUUUCUUUCCUUCUUUCCUUCCUCCCUUCAUUCUUUCUUUCCUUCUUCAUUUUUUCAUGUCAUACUUCAUUCUUUCUUUCUUUCUUUCUUUGUUUCUUUCGUCCUUUCUUUCGUCCUUUCUUUCCUCCCUCCUUGCCUUCUUUCCUCCCUCCAUUUAUUCUUUCUUUCCUUCUUCUUUCUUUCUUAA
Acanthosepion pharaonis is the source of this 486-nucleotide messenger RNA. The record is from the annotation of a GenBank genome assembly. NCBI's taxonomy places the organism in Eukaryota, Metazoa, Mollusca, Cephalopoda, Sepiida, Sepiidae.